AUGUUGAUAAUUAAUCCUUAUCUACUCUCUCUAUUUUAUACAUCUCUCUCUCUCUCUCACUCUCUCUCUCUCUCUAUCUAUCUAUCUAUCUAUCUAUCUAUCUCUCGAUUUUAUGCCUUUUCCGAUUUCUUUCACUCUCUCCACACUCUAUGUCUUUCUCUCUCUUUCUUGAUUUCAUGCCUUUUUCUCCAUGUCUCUUUCUCUUUCUCUCUCUUGGUUUCAAUCAUUUCUCUCUCUCUCGAUUUUAUGCCUUUUUCUCUCUCUCUCUUUCUCUCUCCCGAUUUCAUGCCCUUUUUUUCUUUCUCGUUUUCUUGUAUUUUCUAUUUCUCUCUCUCUCGACUUCAUGCUUCUCUCUCUUGCUCCCUCUCUCUCUCUCUCUCUCUGUCUCUCGAUUUCGUGCAUUUCUCUCUCUCGAUUUCAUGCCUUUCUUUCUCUCUCGAUUUCAUGCCUUUCUUUCUCUCUCGAAUGCAUGUCUUUCUUUCUUUCUUUCUUUCUCUCUCUCUCUCUCUCUCGCAAUUUCAAGUCUUUCUCAAGUUCUAUUUCAGUAUCACUGCGGGCACUAGUGUGGUACACGCAAUCAAGAUUGUUCUCAUCAACCUCAAGGCGUCUAUGCAUUCUUUAUAA
Molecule: messenger RNA, 624 nt
Organism: Acanthosepion pharaonis
Lineage: Eukaryota; Metazoa; Mollusca; Cephalopoda; Sepiida; Sepiidae
Source: the annotation of a GenBank genome assembly